AUAGCAUUAAAUAAAGAAGAAGAGAGAGCACGUGGAAACUUGAAUUUGUAAUUUGACAGCAUUCAGAAUAAAAUAAAGCAGAAUGGGCAAAAAGACCAAAGUGGGAAAGACAAGGAAGGAUAAAUUUUAUCAACUUGCCAAGGAAACGGGCUUUAGAUCCCGAUCCGCCUUUAAAUUGAUCCAACUAAAUCGCAAGUUCGGAUUUCUCCAACAGUCGCAAGUUUGUUUAGAUCUAUGUGCAGCUCCUGGUGGAUGGAUGCAAGUGGCCAAACAAAAUAUGCCAGUAUCCAGCAUUGUUAUUGGUGUUGACCUGUUCCCAAUACGACCCCUUACGGGUUGUAUUGGGCUAGUGGAGGAUAUUACAACGGAAAAGUGCCGUCAAUCAUUAACUAAGGAGUUGCAGUCGUGGAAGGCCGAUGUUGUCCUUCACGACGGUGCCCCAAACGUGGGUCGUAAUUGGCUUUAUGAUGCUUACCAGCAGAUCUGCUUAACUCUUAAUGCCCUUAAGUUGACUACUCAGUUUCUGCGCGGUGGAGGUUGGUUUGUGACUAAAGUUUUCCGCUCCAAGGACUACAACGCCCUUCUCUGGGUGCUUAAGCAACUAUUCAAGAAGGUACAUGCCACCAAACCAAGUGCAUCCCGUAAGGAGUCAGCCGAAAUAUUCGUGGUCUGCCAGGAAUAUCUCGCACCUGACAUUAUCGACCACCGCCUGCUCGACUGCAAGUACGUGUUCGAAGAGCUCGACAUCGAAUGCAAGCAGAAAAAUAGCCUGCUGCACCCAGAAAGGCAGAAACGCAUAAAGGCCGAGGGCUACAGUGAGCAGGAUAUAUCAUUACGAACAAAUUUAUCGGCCACAGAGUUUAUGAAAGCGGAAAACGGCCUUGCCGCCCUCCAAGGUGUAGGAUCCAUUCGUAUUGAUGACGAGCGUAUUGCGCAUCACAAGAAAACUACACCCGAGAUUCUAGAGUGCUGCAAGGAUCUUAAAGUUUUAGGUCGCAAAGACAUUAAAGGUCUUGUAUUGUGGUGGAAAGCUGUUAAAGAUAGUUUUUUUAAGACUGAAACAAUGGCGAUCAUCGAGGAGCCUAGAGCAAAGGAAACAAUACCAAAAACACUUACGCAAACAGAAAUAGAGGAUAUAGAAGAUAUUGAACUACAACAACAGAUCAGCACGUUGGCAGUCGAGGAGCAAAAAGAGCUUAAGCGGAAGCGAAAAAAAACGCUUAAAGCCAAAGCCAAACUUCACGAAAAGAUGAACCUUAAUAUGAUCAUAAAGGGAGAUGACGGGCCUGUGGAAGAAACAGAGCAUGAAAUUUUUGAUCUGAAAGUUAUUAACUCUGUUAUUGAGCUGGAUAGGAUUAUCGAUGUUAACCCCGACUUCGAUAUAGAUUUAGAGCCUAAAGAGUUUCCUACGCUGCCUAAGUACAAAAAGUAUCAUAAGGACGACAAGCAAAUGGAUGACGAUGGCAACUUUGAAAACGGCGAAGAAACAGAACUAAGUGACGAUGAGGACAGCGAUGGGAACUUUAAUGAGCGAGGUUUAGGUCUAAGCGACGAUGAUGAAGAUAUUUUUAAAGAUGGUAGAGGAAAAAAAAAGCACGAGGAACAUCCGCUCAUAAAGUCAAGUGAUUUUCGGGACAAAGACACCAAGCGACAACAACGUGUGCAGCUUUGGUACGAGAAGGACAAUCUACAAAACAUUCCAUCGGACGACGAUGAUGAAAACUAUGAUUUGAGUAAUAUGGCGAUAGAGUAUAAUUUAAAGGGUGUCUCUGUUCUGGGUAAGAGCACCCUUAGCAUGGAUAUAAAUGGACAUGUUGCCUUGGGCAAGAAGGCUAAACGGCGCGCCCGCCAUGAAACUAUGACGGGGGAGAGCAGCUCAGAGUGCUCCGACUCUGAAGAGCUUUUCAAAGAUACUGCUGCUGAAGAUAUGUCAAAAGAGUCAAAACCGAAGAAGGUACGUCUGACCGAAGAAGAGAUAGCUCUUGGUGCGUUUUUGAUUCGCGGAAAGAAAACGCAACGGGACCUUAUUGAUGCAGCCUGGAACCGUUAUGCUUUUAACGAUAAAAACCUGCCAGCUUGGUUCAUACAGGAUGAACAUGAACACAUGACUAUGCCACAACCAGUGCCUCAAGAGCUUACCGAAGAAUACCAACGCAAGGUCCAGGAGUUAAAUGUGCGCCCUAUAAAAAAAGUAAUGGAGGCAAAAGCACGAAAGAAGCGCCGUUCUACAAAGCGCUUGGCCAAAGCAAAAAAAAUGGCCGAAAAGAUAAUGGAAAACGCUGAUGCCUCAACCCAUGAGAAGGCAAAACAACUUAGAAAGGUAUAUAAGAAAGCACAAGAAAAGAAAAAGGAGAUUACAUAUGUAGUCGCUAAAAAGCACACUUCGUCUCGUCGGUCCCGUCGCCCAGCUGGUGUUAAAGGACGUUAUCGCGUCGUAGAUCCGCGAGAGAAGAAGGAUAAACGCUCUUCAGUCGCUAUGAAGCAACGCAAAAAAGGUGCUAAAAUUGGAAAGGGAAAACGAAUGAAUUAGUGUUUCCAAUUUUAAAUACACUGCAAACGCA
Drosophila miranda is the source of this 2561-nucleotide messenger RNA. RefSeq names its product pre-rRNA 2'-O-ribose RNA methyltransferase FTSJ3. Gene Ontology annotation, cellular component: nucleus; preribosome, large subunit precursor; nucleolus. The transcript has 3 exons. Bases 83 to 2530 code for a protein of 815 amino acids. Gene Ontology annotation, molecular function: rRNA (guanine) methyltransferase activity; rRNA (uridine-2'-O-ribose)-methyltransferase activity. Gene Ontology annotation, biological process: rRNA methylation; maturation of 5.8S rRNA from tricistronic rRNA transcript (SSU-rRNA, 5.8S rRNA, LSU-rRNA); maturation of LSU-rRNA from tricistronic rRNA transcript (SSU-rRNA, 5.8S rRNA, LSU-rRNA). The record is from RefSeq and is a predicted model, not a curated record. Lineage: Eukaryota; Metazoa; Arthropoda; Insecta; Diptera; Drosophilidae.